This is a messenger RNA of Entrophospora candida, 633 nucleotides long. Lineage: Eukaryota; Fungi; Glomeromycota; Glomeromycetes; Entrophosporales; Entrophosporaceae. The record is from the annotation of a GenBank genome assembly.
AUGCCAGUUCCUUUCGAAGCGAUUAUACCUUUAGGUAUAAUAAUGGGAAUGUUUGGAGUUACUGGUACAUUAAUAAAUUUAUCUAGAAGAUAUCAACAUGAUUGGAAGCCGGAAAGAUUUCAAUUAGAUCGUUGGGAUAAAUUGAUGAUGGAGCGUGAUAGAAGAUUAACUGGAAGCCUUUAUGGACAAACUUCAAAUCCAACAGCUCCACCUUCAUUUUCUACAAAUAGUGUUUGGUAUUUGAGCACAGGUGGUAAUGAUGUAGAAGUUCAUAGAACAACCAAGACAACACCUAAUUUGUUAAAAGAACAAUUAAUUCAAACAUUUUAUCCUGAGCAUCAAACUCAUGAGUUAUUGUUAUCUCACAGCUUACAACAACAGGUCAGUGAAAGUAAUGAAGAUUUAGAUGCUUUGAUAAUCCGAGGUUCAGGUGGUGAUACUAAUGUUAAAAAAAUCAGAAUUGUUUCAAUUUGUGGGAAAUGGUAUUUACCGGAUUAUCUUUUUGUUGCUGUUGAGAAGAAUGAGUUAGUUUUUAAAAUUGUCGCAUGUUCAAGUUAUCAAAAUUUAGUUGUAGGGUUACGUAAUGCAAUGGAUAAUAAUGUUGGAGGGGAUGUGGUUAAUAAUAAAGGGUAA